GUACUUAGCAAAUCCACCGCGUCUGAAGAUGCGAUGAUGUUCCGCCGCACGGGCACAGCUCCCCGCCACGGUCAGCUUUCCAAGUACUACUGUACAUGGCCACAGAAAAGCAGUGCUUUUCUUCAAAUUACACUCUUUUGGGCGGUGAUCCCAUAUAUCACUGGCCGCUCUCUUUCUACGAUAAGUUCCUGAAGGAGCUUCGAGCUUCGCUGGUGACCACUGCCGUCCCCCCCGCGCGGUGCGUCGCAUAGACAAAUCCGAUGGCGGAAACACAGCGCAGUGGCGCGGGUCUCUUGGACCUCGAGAAGGAACUCGUUUGCUCGAUUUGUACAGAACUAUUAUAUCAGCCUCUCACCCUACUCGACUGCCUUCAUACAUUCUGCGGCUCUUGUUUGAAAGAAUGGUUCUCCUGGCAAGCAGCGCGGGCGGGGUCAUCUCACUCUUCGCGCUUCACCUGCCCCUCGUGUAGAGCGGCCGUUCGCGAAACACGGCCCAAUGCCACAGUCACAACUCUACUGGAUAUGUUCCUGAAAGCAAACCCUGAACGUGUAAAGCCAACCGAGGAGAGGGAAGAAAUAGCGCAGAAAUACAAACCCGGCGACUCAGUGCUGCCAGCGCCAAACUCUGGCGCGGCAGCGGACUCGGACGAAGAGGAUCGACGGCUGAUAGAGGAAGUGAGGGAGUUAAGUCUGCAUGAUGUCGACGGCCGGCAACAGGCGAGACCUUCGAGUUCCCGAGGUGGGCAGUCAUCGCGCCAUCGUCGUGCUGCGAGCGUUGAUACCAAUGAGAGAACGGACGAUAGCCGGGCAAGGCGACGUCGUGAAGAGGAGCGCAGAGCACGACGUCAAGCACAGCAACAUGCUGCACGCAGCGCAGUCCAUGCCGGAAGCAUGGCAUCUGGAUCGACAUCAUCCAGGCAGAUCGAACACCAGUCCAGCUUGCGGUCGCUGCUCAGUUCGUCUGAUGUGGAAAGUAUGGAGGAAGAGAUAUUGCGACAGAUCAUCGAGGACGGCUUGUUGGACGGCAUAGAUCUGCACGACCUGGAUCAGGCGCAGGAAGAGGAACUGAGUGAGCGAAUUGCGGAGGCGUAUCGCAGGAGACAUUUACAAAGGUCAAACUCUCGACCGCCGCGGAAUACGGCUGCUGAACAGCCACGGGAAUCUAGUCAUCAGCGCGCUAGAUCUCAGACUGUGCAAACGCAAUCCACAUCUACGCCCCAGAGAGACGCUUCGCGGCAUCCUCCAAUAUCGCGUCCACAUCUUUUAGAACAGCUAUCGCCACCGUCCGCCCCAGGCCAUCAGAGGCGAGCCUCAGAUCAAGGUGCUAGACGUCGCAGAACUUCGCCAUCACCUGCAAACCCAGCCUCUUCUUCGGAAAUUACACUGCGGCCUGCUGCAAGGUCUGCUACUGAUACGACAGAUCAGGAGGGGCAUCUAUCCUACAGUGCAAGGUCGAGAACGAGGCAGCCAUCUGUCUCGUCAGCACGGCGGACCGCAGAGUCAGAAGGAAGAAUAUACGAUGCUUGGGUCUCAGGAGGCCGAGAUAGGGGCGCAUCCCAGCCGCUCAUCAGUCGGUCUGCUAGUGAUCCCCCAACAGAAUCUCAAAGGUCUCCAGCCUUGCAUUCGGGACAUGGUGCAUCUGAGUUGCCCGCAUCGCUAUGGGUAGAUGGCGUGGUGAACAGCAAUGCUCGUUCGAGACUACCGUCAUCGCGCGCUGACGCAGCUCGCAUCCCUGCCGUUCUUUAUCCUGAACCAUCUAUUUCCUGCGAUCGCUGUGGAAAGCCUAACAUACAGUAUGACCUUCAUAAGAACUGUUCCAAAUGCACGGGUGGCAAGUACAACAUCUGCCUCCGCUGCUACCGCCAGGGUCGCGGCUGUCUCCACUGGUUUGGAUUUGGUUCUACAGCACAGUCAACUUUUGAGCGUAUGACGUCUUCCAAUAGUCAAUCCAGGCCUGUACAGGAGUCACCGCACGUUUUGCGCUCUCGACGAUAUGAACGACCAGAAGAGACAGCUGAAAGGGAGGUAAAUGAAGGCCGACAGAUGACCAGUGAUGACCCGUCUAGGAGACUGCAAGAAGGCAUGUUCUGUGAUAUUUGUCAAUCGCUAGCGGAUGACUGCUUCUGGAAAUGUGGCCAAUGUAACUAUGGGGACUGGGGUUUCUGCAACUCCUGCGUUAAUCAAGGCAGAUGUUGCACUCACCCACUUCUUCCGGUUCGUCGUCUUUCCAAUGAUGGCAGGGUCACUGUCUCCGGAACGCAGACAACUUUCUCCAAGAGUACCGGCAUUCCUGUGAGCUCGAGUAGAAUAUCCAUCAACGACGAGAUAUACAAUAUCUUAUCUUUCUCCACGAAAUGUGACGUGUGUAGCUAUCCUAUUUCUCCAUCGUCAUCUCGAUUUCAUUGCCUUCAAUGCAACAGUGGUGACUAUGACGUCUGCACAAACUGCUAUCUCAAACUUGUCGCUUGCGGGAAGAUCAGCAAAGAGAAUGGCCACAAUGGCUGGCGAAGAUGCCUCAAAGGUCAUCGAAUGAUCGUUGUGGGCUUCCAGGACCACGAAGACGGCCCGCAUCGAGUCAUUGUACGUGGGCUGGUUGGCGGUCAUGCGUUGAAGGACGAACAUGUCCGUAGGCGUGGAUCUGAACAACACACAUCCGGCUCUGUUACCUCUCCAGAACUUAGCACAGGAGAUUGGAGUUGGAAAGAAGGCGCAGAAGGAAGAAAGAAAGCCUCUCGUGUGCGUGCUGCGUUGGCAAAUGCCGUCAGUGGAUCCGGUGAGUCUCCUGUCUCGUCUCCCACUACUCCGCAUGGAGUCUCUUCUGCUCGUCGCUUCCCACCCGAUGGAGGCGUUGGUCUUAUCCUCUACGCUCUCUGGCCAUGGUUUCCUGAGGAAGAUGCACAAGAUGAAUUGCUCUUCCCUGGCGGAGCCGAAAUCACAGAAGCAGAGAACAUCAAUGAUGACUGGUUCUGGGGCUGCUACGCUGGUCGGACGGGUCUUUUUCCAGGCAAUUAUGGAAGAGUUAUCAGUGAGGUUACGUGAAUCGGAUGUUUUGUCGAUAUGUCUUCUUAUUUCUCUUCGUUGCUGAUACUCAAUUGCUUGUACUGCUGCAUAUAUAGCAUUUCUUGUUUGACCAGCCUAAUAGCUUGUUUUGGAUAUGGAUUGGG
Molecule: messenger RNA, 3163 nt
Organism: Paecilomyces variotii
Lineage: Eukaryota; Fungi; Ascomycota; Eurotiomycetes; Eurotiales; Thermoascaceae
Product: RING finger domain protein
Exons: 2
Coding region: 261-3038 (925 amino acids)
Biological process (GO): protein ubiquitination; ubiquitin-dependent protein catabolic process; mitotic cell cycle checkpoint signaling
Cellular component (GO): nucleus
Molecular function (GO): ubiquitin-protein transferase activity; zinc ion binding; protein binding
Source: RefSeq, a predicted model, not a curated record